This is a messenger RNA of Equus caballus (horse), 3463 nucleotides long. The record is from RefSeq and is a predicted model, not a curated record. NCBI's taxonomy places the organism in Eukaryota, Metazoa, Chordata, Mammalia, Perissodactyla, Equidae.
AGUUAGAGCAAAUUAAUUUCAAAAUGCAAUGGUUUAUAAUCUUAUCAGUUUUUCACAGAAAAAAAGUGGGAGGUGGGUGUAUCGUAAUAUGUUUGACGUGAUAUGACCUGGGACCGCCGAAAGUCUCUUUUUUUUUUUUUUUUUUCAAGCGCCGGUGGCGGGAAGGCAAGAGGCGAGGCUGGGGAGGGGCCAGCGCUCACCUCCGGGUCACCUUUUCCUCCGGAGCUUUGCUUAACCCCUCACUGCUCCGCACGCAGCUCAGCUUCACCGCCACCGGGAAGCCCGCCUGGACGCUCCAGCGGGGCCCACGCCUCCGCUGUGCGCCCCAAAGACUCGGCCCUUCUCCAGGCACCAGCUGGAGGAAAAGGGUCCGUCUGUCCGUCUGUCUUCCAGACCGGCCCAGAGGCUCCGCCAGCACGGGCAUCUGGCCCUCUCCUCGGCCUCCGGAAGCGCCCAGCUCGGCGCAGCUCGCCAGGACCGCAGGCGACGGACGGUCUCUCUGGCUUCCCCGGGCGCCGGCCCCGCUCGGGUUACACCCGGGUUGGGGCUCCGCAGGCGCGCGGCGAGCAGGGCCCUCCGGGGGCUCCAGCCAGCGCGCUCUGGCACCACCUCCGAGCUAGCGGAGGGGACAGAACACCCCGCAGGUUAGUCCAGAGCUCUCGGCUGGACUCCCGCCUCUCAGCCCGCAAGGAUCCGGGGCAGGCGCCCGCGGAGAGAUGAGGCGGCAGGGGGACCCUCCUGAGUCAGCCACUUCUAAGCCGCACCUGGCGGCGCGAGGAGCCAUGGGGUCCUGGGCUGGAGGUCAGCGGGUGUCUGACGCCUAAGUCUGGAGUCCCUGCAGGGGGAAGCGCGGAGGGGUGGUGCCACCUUCUGUCCCCACCCCGGGGGCGGAGCCAAUAUCUGAGCCUGCGGAGCGUGAGUCCCGCCCAAAUCCGCCAGGGGCUGCUUCCCUCGCUGGCGCCAACCCCGCCUCUUCCAGGGAGACCCGACCCGCCUCCCCUUUGCCCACCGCCAGCAAGACCCAGCCUCCGGGGUCCUCCCGCCCUUGAGCCCGGCGCAGGUGCAGGGGCGGCACCGCCCUCCUGCCGCCUGGGCGCAUCCCUCCGGGCGGCCAUGGCACGAGGAGAUGUACCGCAGGACAGCUACCACUUAGUCGGGAUCAGCUUCUUUAUCCUGGGCCUGGGCACUCUGCUUCCCUGGAACUUCUUCAUCACGGCCAUCCCGUACUUCCAGGGGAGGCUGGCAGGGGCCAACAGCACCGCCGAGACCCUGGGCACCAACCACACGGGCCCUGCAGACGCCUUCAACUUCAACAACUGGGUGACGCUGCUGUCCCAGCUGCCACUGCUGCUCUUCACUCUCCUCAACUCCUUCCUGUACCAGUGCAUCCCUGAGACGGUCCGGAUUCUGGGCAGCCUGCUGGUCAUCCUGCUGCUCUUUACCCUGACGGCGGCGUUGGUCAAGGUGGACGUGAGCCCUGGGCCCUUCUUCUCCAUCACCAUGGCCUCCGUCUGGUUCAUCAACUCUUUCUGUGCAGUUCUGCAGGGCAGCCUCUUCGGGCAGCUGGGCACCAUGCCUUCCACCUACAGCACCCUCUUUCUCAGCGGCCAGGGCCUGGCUGGGAUCUUCGCUGCCCUUGCCAUGCUCAUGUCCAUGGCCAGUGGCGUGGAUGCCCAGACCUCCGCCCUGGGGUACUUCAUCACGCCCUGCGUGGGCAUCCUCAUGUCCAUCGUGUGUUACCUGAGCCUGCCUCACCUGGAGUUUGCCCGCUACUACCUGGCCAAGGAACCAUCGAAGGCUCAAGGUCAGGAGCUGGAGACCAAAGCUGAGCUCCUCCAUUCUGAUGAGAAGGACGGGAUUCCCAACAGCCCCCUGACUCUGGAUCUUGACUCUGAGAAGGAGCCAGAGUUGGAGCCAGAGGAGCCACAACAGCCAGGAAAACCUUCAGUUUUCGUUGUCUUCCGAAAGAUCUGGCUGACGGCGCUGUGCCUUGUGUUGGUCUUCACAGUCACCCUGUCUGUCUUCCCGGCCAUCACAGCCAUGGUGACCAGCUCCACCAGUCCUGGGAAGUGGAGUCAGUUCUUCAACCCCGUCUGCUGCUUCCUUCUCUUCAACGUCAUGGACUGGCUGGGACGGAGCCUGACCUCCUACUUCCUCCGGACGAGGACAGCCGGCUGCUGCCCCUGCUGGUCUGCCUGCGUGUCCUGUUUGUGCCGCUCUUCAUGCUGUGCCACGUGCCCAAGAGGUCCCGGCUGCCCAUCCUCUUCCCACAGGACGCCUAUUUCAUCACUUUCAUGCUGCUCUUUGCCGUUUCCAAUGGUUACCUGAUGUCCCUCACCAUGUGCCUGGCACCCAGGCAGGUGCUGCCACAUGAGAAGGAGGUGGCCGGCACCCUCAUGACCUUCUUCCUGGCCCUGGGGCUCUCCUGUGGGGCCGCUCUCUCCUUCCUCUUCAAGGCGCUGCUCUGAAGUGCUCCGUCCACAGCUCUCCCAGCAGCUCUCUUCUCGCUGCCCCCUUUGGAGCUGAGACCCAGCGCAGGGGGCAAGGCGAGCCGGGCUCAAGCCCCUGCUGGGCUGAGGCCCCUUGGUCUGGGGGUGCCAGGAGGAGGCGGGCGCUGCUCUCCUUCCUGGGCUGGCAGUCAUUUAGGGUGCUACAAGGAGGAAUUCACCACCCGUCAUUCCAACCCUCACCCAGGAACGGAGCUGACACAGACAGACUAUCUGGAUGUGCAUAAGACCUCACUGACAGGGUGCUGAUCAGGGAAAAGAGGGCCGGGGACCAUGGCCCUUCCUCACCGUCAGGAGUGCGUUUGUUAAUCACAAGAAACCCACCUGCUAAUCGCCAGGGAUCAGAGGCCACCAGCGGAGCCUUGCCGAGGGUGUGGCUGGUGUGGCCCCAGCCUCAGGUUCAGAGUGGAGUGAGGGCCAGCCCAGAGAAGGAGCUCCUCUUCUCCCCAGGCCUCAGCAAUCUCACAAUCGAGUCCCUCGGACCUCAGGACAGAGGCUGCCGGGGCAGUUGAGGGAGCAUGGAGAAGGAACAGGUGUUAGGGGUUUGAGGGUGCUCAAAGGACCCUCUGGGCCUCCAACAGUGUUUUCAUUGUCAACACUUCCUGUCUCCGCUCCCCAGAGUCCAGCUGGGCCUGGGUCCGGGAACCGCAGUUGGCCUGCAUGUGUGCACUGCACUUCACAGUGUGUAAAGCUCUUCCACACCCGCUUUCUCACCAAAGCCACAUUGAGGCCCUUGGAGGGAAACAGGCAGGGACUGUGCUCCCCCUUUGUACAGGUGAGGAAACCGAGUCCCAGGGGAAAGUGACUGGUUCGUGGCAGAGCCAGGAGCCAGCCCCCCACUUCCCCGCCCCCCCAGUAGGUGCUGCUGUUCACCUGCUUCUCUUUUCCUUCUUGCUGUUUCUCCCUCUGACCCCGCUCCUGGGUCUAAUAACAACCUUCUUCAUUUGUAUCAUGAA